AUGAUGGCGAGAAGACUUCUCCUGAUGGCGAAGAAUACGACAGGACCACUACUGCUGCACGAGCAACCACAUCCAGCGACUAUCCUGAACGAGCGCAUAACCUCGCCUACUCCCGAACAAUUUGUGACUAGUACGCCUGAACUGGAGACGACGGAUGAUGGCGAGAAGACUUCUCCUGAUGGCGAAGAAUACGACAGGACCACUACUGCUGCACGAGCAACCGCAUCCAGCGACUAUCCUGAAGAGCGCAUAACCUGGCCUACUCCCGAACAAUUUGUGACUAGUACGCCUGAACUGGAGACGACGGAUGAUGGCGAGAAGACUUCUCCUGAUGGCGAAGAAUACGACAGGACCACUACUGCUGCACGAGCAACCGCAUCCAGCGACUAUCCUGAAGAGCGCAUAACCUCGCCUACUCCCGAACAAUUUGUGACUAGUACGCCUGAACUGGAGACGACGGAUGAUGGCGAGAAGACUUCUCCUGAUGGCGAAGAAUACGACAGGACCACUACUGCUGCACGAGCAACCGCAUCCAGCGACUAUCCUGAAGAGCGCAUAACCUGGCCUACUCCCGAACAAUUUGUGACUAGUACGCCUGAACUGGAGACGACGGAUGAUGGCGAGAAGACUUCUCCUGAUGGCGAAGAAUACGACAGGACCACUACUGCUGCACGAGCAACCGCAUCCAGCGACUAUCCUGAAGAGCGCAUAACCUGGCCUACUCCCGAACAAUUUGUGACUAGUACGCCUGAACUGGAGACGACGGAUGAUGGCGAGAAGACUUCUCCUGAUGGCGAAGAAUACGACAGGACCACUACUGCUGCACGAGCAACCACAUCCAGCGACUAUCCUGAACGAGCGCAUAACCUCGCCUACUCCCGAACAAUUUGUGACUAG
Messenger RNA from Ostertagia ostertagi, 897 nucleotides. The record is from the annotation of a GenBank genome assembly. Lineage: Eukaryota; Metazoa; Nematoda; Chromadorea; Rhabditida; Trichostrongylidae.